Nelumbo nucifera (sacred lotus) is the source of this 1876-nucleotide messenger RNA. Its product is annotated as KIN17-like protein. Lineage: Eukaryota; Viridiplantae; Streptophyta; Magnoliopsida; Proteales; Nelumbonaceae. Gene Ontology annotation, biological process: DNA damage response; DNA replication. The record is from RefSeq and is a predicted model, not a curated record. Gene Ontology annotation, molecular function: double-stranded DNA binding. Gene Ontology annotation, cellular component: nucleus.
UCCAAGUUCUAAGUUCCAACUUGAAACAAUAACCAUCAUCAAGAUUAUUGCUGGAUGCAUCUUGCUCCUUCCUCUCUGAAUUACUUACUUGUAUACUACUGCUUGUAGUCAGAUUCAGCUCUAAUUCCCCGAUUAAGUAGUCUGGAAUUGUUUCCUGCUUUUCUUUUCUUGGUCAAUACCGGAUUUGAUUUAACUAAUUUUGUUUGUUUGUUAAUGUCCCUCUUUAUCCUUUUUUUAACCUUCUUUUAUUCUUCAAACCAAGAAACCCUAAAAACCUGAAUUCAUAUCUUUUGUGGAUUUUUACAUUACAGAAUUACAACCCGAAAGUUGAUUGUAUGAAAAGGAAAUUAAAGGGGAAUGUUAGCCACGAAGCCCAAAACUGGGUGAAAUAAAAGAAGAGUAUGGAAAUCGGUGGCUAGAAUUUGAGUCUUACGCUCCUCCUCUCCUCCUAUCUUUAUAUGUUGUGAUCUUUACUCAAGAGUUUGAAGCUUUGAAUUGAGGAAGGACCAAGCAAAUUCUAUCUUCCUCAUCUGUUUUUGAAUCUCUGAAUCGGCCCAAUCGGGGAAUGGGGAAGAACGAUUUUCUCACACCGAAGGCAAUAGCCAAUCGGAUCAAGGCGAAAGGGCUCCAGAAGCUCCGAUGGUACUGCCAGAUGUGCCAGAAACAAUGCCGAGACGAGAACGGCUUCAAGUGCCACUGCAUGAGCGAGAGCCACCGGCGGCAGAUGGAGGUCUUCGGCCAGAACCCUAAUCGAAUCGUCGAUGGUUACUCUGAAGAGUUUGAGCGGACUUUCCUUGAACACGUUAAGCGCAGCCAUCGAUUCAGUCGCGUUGCCGCGACUGUUGUCUAUAAUGAGUACAUUUCCGAUCGUCACCAUGUCCACAUGAACUCCACCCAGUGGGCUACCCUGACGGAGUUCGUCAAGUACCUUGGUCAGACGGGGAAGUGCAAGGUUGAAGAGACACCAAAGGGGUGGUUCAUGACUUAUAUUGAUCGAGAUUCUGAGACCCUCUUCAAGGAACGUCUCAAGAACAAGCGGCUCAAGUCGGACGUUGCAGAGGAGGAGAAACAGGAGUUGGCAAUCAGGAAACAGAUUGAACGGGCGGAGCAGAUGGUGUCGGCGAGUGAGGCGGGGUCAUCUGAUCCAGAGGCAUUGCUGCAGCCGAAUUUAGAGCCUGGAGGGAAGGUUGCGUUUUCUCUUGGUUCAUCUUCCAAACCUGCUACUAGAGAGGGUGUUCAGAGCUCAAAAGUGGUUUUUGAAGAUGUCGAAACGGAGAAGAAUGAGAAGAGAAGCAAAACUGAUGUCAAUUCAGGGAAAAGUGGUGGUGGGUCGGCUCUGGAUGAGCUGAUGAAAGAACAGGAGAAGGCGAAGGAGAGAAGUAAUCGAAAGGAUUACUGGUUAUGUGAGGGAAUUAUUGUCAAGGUCAUGAGCAAAGCCUUGGUUCAGAAGGGUUAUUAUAAGCAGAAGGGAAAGGUCAUUAAGGUGAUAGACAAGUAUGUUGGAGAAAUUGAGAUGCUUGAUAGCAAGCAUGUACUAAGAGUUGAUCAGGAAGAGCUCGAAACAGUGAUUCCACAAAUUGGUGGUCUUGUAAGAAUAGUCAAUGGAGCUUAUCGUGGAUCAAAUGCGAGGCUGCUGUCAGUGGAUACUGAUAACUAUUGUGCCAAGGUACAAAUAGAGAAGGGUAUAUAUGAUGGCAGGGUCCUCCAAGCGGUUGACUAUGAAGAUAUUUGCAAAAUUUCCCAGUGAAUUGCUUGAAGUGUAUAUACCUUCAUUCUGAGCUUGCAGGGUUCUGAGAAUCUCAAGCAAGAAUAAGAAUGCUCUCUGAAGGAAAUAGUCCCAGCAGCUCUAAAUACUAUUAGCACACAGUUCAUGUUG